GCAGGGCUGGGUCGGAGGUUCGAGACCUGCGUGCGUCGAGCAGUUCGGGACGUUCCAUGGUGGAUGUGGCAGCUACAGGGUUCAUGACAUACACGGCGGCCGUCGAGUUUCGUGAAGACAGAGCUAAGCUAAACUUCCCACCAUCAUCGAACUUGAAUAUAUUAUAUAUAGUAAGUAGUAAGCACUGGGUACGUAAAUGAAGAGCUAGCUGUUUAGCUUCUUCUUUUUGGGUUGUUUGGAUUGUUGUAUUGAGGGACCAUCGAGCGUGUUUAGAUUGAUUUCUUGUUCGUUGUAGAGUGUACGUGUUGUUUAAUAUACUUGUUUUUAGGUUGUCGGAAGAGAAAAACCUACUAUAAUUGUGGCAGUGUCUACAGAUUUUAACUUGCAUCCUUGAUGUUAAAGAUGCUGUCUUUGUUCUGGAGUUGGGUUUCGUUAGAAAUUUAGAAUAUGAGCAGUGUAAUUAACAUAAUAGUUUCGACUAUAAAUUUCAACACAUUUUUCAUCAGAUUCCAAUUUGUUCAGAAAUCAAAUGGCCAAGCCCAAAUCCUCCUCUGGGCCUGGGCCUCUCUGGUGGUAAGACAUUGGCAUAUUCUCGGGGAAUUCGAAGCCGAAGGUUGAGUUCGGUUCAGGUCUGUUACAGUUGGUUGAACUUAGAACUUAGAAGUUGGAACCAUGGCGAUUGAUAUUGUUGAAGCUCCAUCGCCUCCACCUCUAUCACCUUCCCAUUUCAGUCAACAGCGCCACUUCUAUCUCGCCGUCGACAGACUCCAGUUCAAGAUGGAGACAUUCAUGGACUUGUUGGGCGUGGCGGGAAGGCGUCCCUGUCUUCCAGUGGUGGUGUGCUGCAGCUCACGUGACGAACUCGAUGCCGUCUGCUCCGCCGUCGCAACCGUCCCCUAUAUCUCUUUAGCCCCUCUGUACAGUGACCUUGCUGAAGCAGACCGUGCUGCGGUAUUAGAGUCCUUCAAGCAAGCAACCAUCAGGUGGAACCCUGAAGUUGGUGCUCAAUCAGCUGAUGACUGUGCAUUGGUGAACGAGGGACACAAAUCUCAUAUGAUAGUUGCCACAGAUGCCUGCCUUCCACUUUUGGCUUCUGGGGAAUUGCCUAUUUCCGCUCGUGUUCUUAUAAACUAUGAGUUGCCUGCAAAAAAGGAAAUUUAUGCAAGGCGUAUGGCAAAUUGUUUGGCUGCAGAUGGCAUUGUAAUCAAUAUGGUUGUUGGGGGUGAGGUAGUAACUCUCAAAAGUAUUGAAGAAAGCAGCAAUCUAGUCAUAGCGGAGAUGCCCAUAAAUAUUUCUGAGAUUUUAUGAUGAAUAUGAUCUCCUAUGCCAGACGCCGAGUUUAGAUUCUCAGAUCCCUUGUCCCCUCGAUGCUGGUGUUUUACUAGUCGCUGGUAUUAAACUUGUUCUGAUUUGAGUUUUGUAUAUUUCUUUCAUAGCUAGACAGAAAGACAAUAGUUGGCUAGAAGAGGCAGCCAUGAAAGACAGCAACUAUAUGUCUUUAGCUCUUGUGUAGUUCUGAGUCAUGUUCAAGUAGCUUUGCCGACUGCUACGACUGUGUACACAAGAUUUAUAGGGCAGUAAAGUAUAACAAUGUAAUCUUUGUUAUAUGUCAAAGUAAUUUAAAUGGGAUUAAUUUGAAAUUU
Molecule: messenger RNA, 1643 nt
Organism: Argentina anserina (silverweed cinquefoil)
Lineage: Eukaryota; Viridiplantae; Streptophyta; Magnoliopsida; Rosales; Rosaceae
Exons: 7
Coding region: 673-1308 (211 amino acids)
Source: RefSeq, a predicted model, not a curated record